AUGUCUUUCACCACCUGCGCGGAGUCCUGCCGCCGAGCACUCUCAUUCGUCAUCCCAACAGCUAUCAUCGUUGAUUUCUACUCUGCAGAAGGGCUUGAUUUUGUGGCCAUUGACGAGGAUCCCGCAAGGUAUGGUACCGAUCAAGCCAUGCAGGAGAUAUACCUCCUGAAGGAUGAAGUCGCGCGGCCGCUCAACUAUGGGCAUAUCGCUUCGCUUUCGCAGGGGGUGCAUGUUCGGGUCGGGGUUCUACAUCCGGAUCUCUUGGUUGCCAUCUCCGCCGCCUCGGUGUGCCGCACUUGGUACCGGGCCGUGCUCCCGCUAGUCCAGUUAAAGCCCUAUGUCAAUAGCGGGCGCACUGCACGUCUGGCCAUGCAGCACAAUACGACGGUCAUGGUACAGGUGUUCUCGGAGCCACAGCAACUCCUUGCCAACGAGGAGAUUAUUAUUCCGAUAGAGCAGAAGCACAACAUCGUGGUGAACACGUUGACGAACCCAUUGGGCCUCUUCGGACAAGCCGUCUCGACACGUCGGGACGAUGAAAUUCCAGACGCUCACUGGCGCUAUUCCUAG
Symbiodinium sp. CCMP2592 is the source of this 570-nucleotide messenger RNA. The record is from the annotation of a GenBank genome assembly. Lineage: Eukaryota; Dinophyceae; Suessiales; Symbiodiniaceae.